AGGGUCGCAGCCAUUUCUUCCGGAAGCGAAGAGGCGACGCACAGCCUUCUGGGAGCCGGCGGUUUCCUAGCAACGAAAGGACGCGCGUGGACGAGGAGGCAGCUCCCUACUGCUGGUAUGCAAGAUGGCAUUGGGGGACAGAAAGGAUGGAGAUUCCAUACUAGAAGUCCUGGUGAGGAGGAACCUGGAGCCUUCUAUACAUGGAGAAACACAGGAGCUUUUGUCUCAGGCGUUGCUCCAUCUACACACUGUGAGGCUGGAUAGAGAAGGGAUCGCAACAUUAAAGCAUCUGGAGUUGGUUAAGGAGGUCCAGAACCUGUACCUACAAGAGAAUCAAAUAAAGAAGAUUGAAAAUAUAGAUGUCCUUAAGAAUCUGAGGUUCCUUAGUCUAUCUUGGAACAGAGUGGAAAAAAUCCAAAACCUCCGGUGUUUGACAAAUCUGCAGUUCCUGGACAUUUCCCACAAUUUGAUCAAGAGGCUGGAUGCAUGUGAAUUACCCCAGAGUCUUCUCAUCUUGGAUCUUACUGGAAAUCCAUGCACCAAAGCAAAAGACUACAGACCUCAAAUACUAGAGGCCUUGCCUUUACUUCAACAACUGGACGGAGAGACAGUGAGGGACUCUGCAAAUUCAAACUCUCUAAGUGACGUUGAGGAUGAGCAGGAUGGAAGUAGUAGUGAUGACAGUGAUGAGAGUCUGCCCUUUGAUGUUUUAGAAGGUCUCUCAUCUGUGAGCCAAGAGAUGAUACAACGGUCCUACCAGAGAAGGGACAGGGCGCUAAGAGAACAUGAGGAGCGUUUAUCAGAGCUCAGUGAUACCCCAAAUAAACAGCUACUCAUUACAGCCCAGAAUGCCACUGCCAACAUAGUAUCUCAAGAAUGUUCAUCCAUGUCCCUGAAGCAAGCAUCAACUUGUGCGACCAAGCCACAAAAUGCUAUGAUUUCUGAAAAAAAGCAUCAGAAAUCUGCUUUAGUCAAAAAGCAACUCAAAGAUCAGCAGAACAAUGGCACCGCAAUGCCACCUUCCAAACUAAUUGCGAGAAAUCAAGAGUCUGUCUCUACCAGGAAGCCGGGGAAUGGAAGGUUAAGUGAAGGACUAAACAGGACCUCUUGUAAAAAAUUGCUGCCUUCUGCUCCUCAAUCAAAACCAGAUACAGUUCCUUCAGUAAAAACUCCUAGUGCACUUAACACUCCUCAGAAAGAGAGACAGGCUAUAUCUGCUCCUUCCACCAGGAAAAUGAAUGCUGUCCCUACCAAAAAUACAUUGCCGGCACCAGAGAAGGUCUCAAGUAGACAUAGCCCAUCCACUGUUUCUUCAAGAUCUCAGAAUGAGAGACAGGCAACAUCCGCACCUGUCAAGAAAAUCUUGCAGUCGCCAGAGAAGCUGGCAAUGACUCGGCUCAAAGUCAAUUCUGGUGCACAGGGAACUCGAAAAAAGUCACCUUGAUUAUUUUGGUUUCCAGAUAAUUUUAUAAUUGGCCAUUGUUUUAACAACAUGUAUUAAACAGAUAAUUAUCAUUGUUGUUACUGCUUGGAACAGUAAUGUCAUCACAUUGUGCAGUGACCCAACCGAGUAACGCAGCAUGAGCUUCUUAAUUGUAUUUAUAUAGCGCCACCAUAUUCCGCAGCGCUUUACAAUUCAGAGGGUUCAUGUACAAAACAAAAGACAUCACAAAGUUACCGUCUAAUAUACAACCGAAACACUAGGAGUGAGGGUUCUG
Bufo bufo (common toad) is the source of this 1718-nucleotide messenger RNA. It is a transcript of the gene LRRC46, whose product is annotated as leucine rich repeat containing 46. NCBI's taxonomy places the organism in Eukaryota, Metazoa, Chordata, Amphibia, Anura, Bufonidae. Gene Ontology annotation, molecular function: protein binding. The record is from RefSeq and is a predicted model, not a curated record. The coding region runs from base 125 to 1444 and encodes 439 amino acids. The transcript is spliced from 8 exons.